Messenger RNA from Truncatella angustata, 1623 nucleotides. Its product is annotated as S-adenosyl-L-methionine-dependent methyltransferase. The record is from RefSeq and is a predicted model, not a curated record. Lineage: Eukaryota; Fungi; Ascomycota; Sordariomycetes; Amphisphaeriales; Sporocadaceae. The transcript has a single exon. Bases 453 to 1523 code for a protein of 356 amino acids. Gene Ontology annotation, molecular function: methyltransferase activity.
AGCAGACGCUAAAGCCACAAUUUAGUGGUGUGUCAAUCGUCCCAGAGCCCCCCCGAGAGCCCCCCAGUUUAAGUUUACAGUCAGUGCAGCGAAUCUCCAUAUCCGUCGCGGUGGUCCGGUCUUGAUCGCAUAUAAUACUGUUGACCUUAGUUUAAUAACCUAGUGAAAGAAAGCAGGUUAGUGCAGUGUUCAUAUAUCUAAUUCGCACUUUACUUUACCCUAGCUGUCUCGCCUUGUUCUGUCGAGGUUGGGUGUUCGUUCACCAUGUCCUGCAGCCUCAAUGGCCAAGGUAUGCGCGGUUCCAGGCUGUCGCAUACGUACUCGCCGCGUGCAGCAGAACAUGACUCGGCAUAUCGAGGCGAGGGUUUCUUGCCUGACACUUUCCCCCUGCUCCCAGUACGCCAAAAUGCAUUUCCGUGUUUUACAUAGAUAUAUAGACAACAUUUGACAUCAUGGCGGAUGGAACCGACGUUAGACGACACCAGGCCAGACCCAGCCUCAGUGAAACAAUAUCAACCACUCUGUCUACUCCAUCUCUCCUCAUCGACCAUGGCAGCGGUGCCACAGAUGGUGACGAUGGGGACGAUACCGACUUGAGCUCCGUCGAUGACACGAGCUUCGUGUCGUCCACGAGAUCACUCAACUCCAGUGAAUACCAGACCAUCGAGGAGCACGGGAGGACAUACCACCGCUUCCAUGCCAGCAAGAUGUACGACUUCCCCAACGACGCAGAGGAGCAGGAGCGCAUGGACCUGCAGCACGAGCUAUACCUGCACUCGGCCCACCAGAGACUCUACCUGGCGCCCAUCCCGGAGGACCCGCCCCGCGUCCUGGACGUGUGCACGGGGACGGGCAUCUGGGCGGUGCAGUUCGCGCAGCAGAACCCGCACUCGCACGUGAUCGGCACCGACCUCAGCCCCAUCCAGCCGCGCUGGGUGCCGCCCAACUGCUCCUUCGAGAUCGACGACGCCGAGGACGAGUGGACCUUUGACCGGCCCUUUGACUUCGUCCACGCCCGCGGCAUCUGGCCCGUCUUCGCCGACCCCACCGCCUUCAUCCGCCAGGCCUACGCGAACCUGAAGCCGGGCGGCUGGCUCGAGAUCCAGGAUUUUGUGUUUCCUAUUCGCUUCUUCGACGAAGACGCCCUCUCAGGCAGUGCCCUGCAGCGCUGGGGCCGCCUGAUGCUGGAGGCGUCGCGGGCUGCGGGGCGUCCUUAUACGAACAGCCAGCACCACAAGCAGUGGCUUGAGGACGCCGGCUUUGAGGAUGUUCAGGUCUUCACUUCGUACUGGCUGAGUAGUCCGUGGGCCAAGGGCGCGCACUACAAGCUUACUGCCGAGUUCAUGAAGGAGAACGCGAAGCGGGGCUUGGUCGGCAUGAGUCUACGGCCUCUGGGCUCUCUCGGCUUGGCCGUCGACGAGAUCCAGGAUCUUGCCAUGGCCGCGAUCGCCGAGUUUGGAGACGUGAGGAUUAAGGGGUACGCCCCUGUCACUUUCACAUUUGGGAGGAGGCCGGACAACUAGCAAACAUAAAAGGACUGCGAAACUCAUAGUUAAUUAUUAAUAGACUGCCCCGCAAAUGGAAAGUCAGAUAACCUCGAAAGCUGGCUUGCUUGUCACGCGC